This is a messenger RNA of Ilex paraguariensis (yerba mate), 1238 nucleotides long. The record is from the annotation of a GenBank genome assembly. NCBI's taxonomy places the organism in Eukaryota, Viridiplantae, Streptophyta, Magnoliopsida, Aquifoliales, Aquifoliaceae.
CGUGAUUUGAAACAGUAAGAAAUUGAUAUGAAUUGUCUAGUUUGCAGUGUCAAAUAACUUUUAGAUGUAUCACUUAGUUAGCUCUAUAAAUUCACACAUUUUGCUGCAUGAGAUGGUACUACUGAUGGGAUUAGCCCAAACCAUAGAUGGACAUUUCAGGGAUCAGGAUGAAAAGCAUGAAUUUUUUAGUGGAAAUAAUUUAGGUUUCCUUGUUCACCUGAGAGUUGGUAAGGAUGCUAAUUAUGGCAUAAAGGUGAAGCGGAUUGAGGCUGAUCUGAAGAUCCUGAAAUUACAGGAAGAAAUUUUGGUACUAUUUCCCGAUAAUGAAGAAAAGCAACAUGUUAGGCAACGGCUUCUCCUGCCAGUAGAUCUUAUUGAAUUGUGCCUUACAAGUCAAAAUCGAGAGCUCUCCUUGAGAGCUUUUGAUGUUUUUGCAUACACCAGCUCAUCCUUUUUGAAAUGUAACACGAGCGUGUUGGAGGAGUGCUGGAGGAAUGCUGCCAAUCAGGAUGACUGGGAAAGACUCUAUCAAACAUCUAUUGAUGAAGGGUGGAGUGAUGAAGAGACCUUACAGACUAUUAGAGAAACCAUACUUUUCCAGGCUUCUAGUAGGUGUUAUGGACCCGAAGCGGAAAAUUAUGAAGGAGGGUUUGAUGAAGUCCUACCGCUAAGGCAAGAAAAUCUAGAGCCUCCAACUUCAAAGGAUAUGGUUAGUUCAGUGGAAGCCAUUCUGAUGCAACACAAGGACUUUGCGGUUGCUGGAAAGUUGAUGCUGACUGCAAUUAUGCUGGGAAGCUAUCAGGUCGAUGCAGGAAUGGAAGAGAGUCCUACGCCUAUGGGGUGAUGGUAACGAUUCACAGCAAUGCUUUCUGUCAGACAUCUCUUGUUACUUUUGUGCGAUUAGUAUGUCUGUUGGCUAGAAAAAGCUCUCGUGGCGAGCAAACAUGGUUAAUGGUAAACAAUACCAGAGAACUGCCAUAGGAUUGUAAUUUUACGUCGUUGCUAUUGCGGGGUUUUUACCAGUUAUUAUGGUAUCUUCUAAAGCUAAUUGAGUAGUAGUGGUCAAUGUAGUUUUCACUCUUUGCCUAAACAAUAUGGCAAGAGGGUUAUUGUUGUACAUCCUUUUGGAGUGAGCAUGCUUUUUGUACAUCUAAAUAAGAAUAUAUUGAGGGCGGCUUCUGACACGAUAGUAAAAUUUUGUCGUUAUAGAUUUGAGUUAGACAUACUCUUUACAUGUA